Molecule: messenger RNA, 5981 nt
Organism: Anguilla anguilla (European eel)
Lineage: Eukaryota; Metazoa; Chordata; Actinopteri; Anguilliformes; Anguillidae
Product: tyrosine-protein kinase BAZ1B-like
Exons: 20
Coding region: 682-5649 (1655 amino acids)
Biological process (GO): chromatin remodeling
Cellular component (GO): WICH complex
Molecular function (GO): protein binding; histone H2AXY142 kinase activity
Source: RefSeq, a predicted model, not a curated record
UGAGCUAAACUCUCUUGCUGCUGCCGGGGUAACGGAGUUUUGGGGUUGUGCGAAAUGUUGCCGGUGGACUACGAACUCCCGCCAUUUUUCAAUCAAGAUUUCGCCCUCCUUGUUUGUUUUCGUGCGUUUUAGAACCCAUCCCACAUCGCCCAGUAUCUACCGGAAGACGUGCGUGGAUCAAGGGCGAGAAGAGAAGGGAAGAGAAAGAGAAAGUGGAGCGAACGUAGCAAGAUCACCAGUGUGAGAAAGCGCGCCAGACCUCUCCGAAUAGCGCCUCCGCUUGUCUCUGCCGCCUCGGGUACCUAGUUAGCUACGAUCGCCGCUUUCCAUACGAUUGCCUCUUCUAGCACCUCUGUCAAAAUCGCUUAUCUUGGAGUCUAAUUUUCAAGUUCCAGAGGUUUUUUCACGUGGUUUGCAUCAAUCCAGGACUAUGGUGACACCGGCUCGAUGGAUAGUUCGCAAAAUAGUAGGCUAGCUAGCUACAUGUGUGUUGUUGUUUUGCAUUGAGGCUCAAGUCAACCGGCUAGCUCUCUGUAUGUAUCCUGAGCACAUUGCGUGUUCGGGGAACUCGUGAUAUACGAAACUGGAAUACGUGCUAAGAUUUUUUGUUUUUAUUGUUCCACAAUUGUGAUCGAGAAGGGGGUUAUUUGUUUUUUCGUCACCUCCUGACCUGCGCUCACGAUGGCACCGUUGUUGGGCCGGAAGCCCUGCCCGCUGGUUAAGCCACUAGCAGAGCCACCAGGCCCAGGAGAAACCAUCUACACCAUCGAGCACACCAAGGAGGCCUUUCGGAACAAAGAGGAGUACGAAGCGCGCUUGCAGCGGUAUGGCGAGCGCAUCUGGACGUGCAAGAGCACCGGCAGCAACCAGCUGACUCACAAAGAGGCCUGGGAGGAGGAACAGGAAGUCACCGAGCUACUGAAGGAGGAGUACCCACCCUGGUUUGAGAAGCCCGUCCUGGAGAUGGUCCAUCACAACACGGUCUCCCUGGACAAGCUGGUGGACCAGGCCUGGGUGGAGAUCCUCACCAAGUACGCCGUGGAUGAAGAGUGCGAUUUCCUGGUUGGGAAGGACAAGAGCCUCCGGGUGAGGGUGGUGAAGGCGCACCCGGUGGAGAAGCCGGAGGAGGACGCCGCCGCCGCCGAGAAGAAGCUGAACGGCGCCUGCGACUCGCCCUCCAGCGACAAGGAGAACGCCGCGCAGGAGAACCAGCGCAAGCAGGCCCCGCCCGAGGAGGAGGAGGGCCGGCGGGACAGCCUCUGUGACCGGGCUCGACGCUCGCCCAGAAAGCUCCCCACGAACUUCAAGGAGGAGAAGAAGAGAUGGGUCAUGCCGAAAUUUCUGCCGCUCAAGUACGACGUCAAGCUGAUCAACGAAGACAAGGUGAUCAGCAACGUCCCGGCAGACAGCCUCUUCCGCACCGAGCGCCCGCCCAACAAGGAGAUCAUGCGCUACUUCAUCAGGCACAACGCCAUGCGCUUGGGCACCGGGGAGAGCGCCCCCUGGGUGGUGGAGGACGAACUGGUGAAGAAGUACAACCUCCCGAGCAAAUUCAGCGACUUCCUGCUGGACCCACACAAGUACUUUGCCGAGAACCUCUCGGCCAAGCGGAAGAGCCUGAGCUCGCCGGACGGCAGACCCGCCAAGAAGCCGAAGACGACGGCCGCGGAGGGGAACGCGCUCGGCGAGAAGGUGGAGAAAGAGAAGCAGAAGAAACAGAGGAAGAAGGUCCCGGGCAACAUGCCCCUCAGCCCCAGCAUGUGGGGACCCAUGCAGCAGGUGAAGAAGAUGAACGGCUCUCCUCUGAAAGUCAAGAACUCCGGGACCCCCAAGAGCCCGUGCGCCAGCGGCGACCAGAACAACAGCGACGACGACGUCAUCCUCCUGUCGCCCGGCUUCCCCAAGGGCGCCAAGCCCGCCAAGAAGCCCGGCGACAAGAAGCGGGCGGAGGCCAAGAGGAACCGGAAGAGCGCUAACGCCGCCGCCAGCGCCGGCAAGAGCCUCAACGGCCAGAAGGCCUCCAAGAAGGAGGGGAAGGACGGCAAAACGCCCAAGAUGAAGCAGAUGACCCUGCUGGACAUGGCCAAGCGCCGGUCCACCGCCAGCCCCAAGAAGAGGGCCAAGAGCGCGGGGCCGGGCACGCCCAAGCUGGGCAAGCCCCUACCGCCCAUGGCCCUCCACCUGCUGCGCUACUACAAGGAGAACAAGGGCAAGGAGGACAAGAAGAGCGCGCUCUCCUCCCUGGUCUCCAAGGCGGCCAAGGUGCUGACGGCGGAGGACCGCGCCCGGCUGCCCGAGGAGCUGCGGGAGGUGGUGCAGAAGCGCUGGGAGCUCCUGGAGCACAAGAGGCAGUGGGCGGCCAUGAGCGAGGAGGAGCGGCAGGAGGUGAUGCGCAGGAAGCGGGAGGAGAUCAAGGAGAAGCUGCGGGAGAAGGCCAAGGAGCGGCGGGAGAAGGAGAUGCUGGCUCGCCGGGAGCUCCAGCGCCGGUUCGAGGACCAGGAGCUGGAGGGGCGGAGCCUGCCCGCCUUCAAGCUGGUGGACACGCCCGAGGGCGUGCCCAACGCCCUGUUCGGCGACGUGGCCAUGCUGGCCGACUUCCUCAACUGCUACGCCGGGCUCCUGAUGCCGGACGACCAGUACCCGGUCACCGCCCCCGCCCUCAUGGAGGCCCUGGCCGCCGAGAAGGGGGGGUUCCUGUACCUCAGCCGGGUGCUGGUGGUGCUCCUGCAGACGCUGCUCCAGGACGAGCUGGCCGAGGGCUACAGCGAGCUGGACAUGCCCCUGUCGGAGAUCCCGCUCACCAUGCACUCGGUGUCGGAGCUGGUGCGGCUGUGCCUGCGCCCGCUGGACGCCCAGGGCGAGGGCGGGUCCUCCGAGGCCUGCUCGCUGGGCGGGGACCCGGACGGCGCGCCCAGCGCCGAGGUGGUGGAGCGGCUGGAGGCGGCCGAGGUGUUCGAGCUGACGCCCGAGGAGAAGGCCCGCCUCCUGGUGGCGCUGUGCCACCGCAUCCUCAUGACGUACUCGGUGGAGGACCACGUGGACGCCGUGCAGCAGCGCUCGGCCGAGCUGUGGAAGGAGCGGCUGGCCACCCUCAAGGAGGCCAACGACCGCAUGCGGGCCGAGAAGCAGAGGCGCAAGGAGCAGAUGGGCGCCAAGGGCGCCGCCGGAGGUUGGGUCAAGGUGGAGGGCGGCGGCGGCGGCGGUGGCGGCGGCAACCCCGCCACCCCGGUCUCCUCCUCCACCACCUCCUCCUCCUCCUCGUCCUCCGGGAAGGCGGACAAGAAGAAGGAGAAGGAGGGCGGCGGCAAGAAGGACGCCGCGGGCAAGGCCAAGCCGGAGCCCAAGCCCGAGCCGGAACCGGAGGACAUGAUCAGCACGGUGAAGAGCAGGAGGCUGCAGUCCAUCCAGGCCAAGAAGGAGAAGGAGGAGCAGGAGAGGCAGAACAAGGAGCGGAUGGAGAAGGAGGCGGAGGAGGAGCGGGUGAGGAAGCAGAAGGCCGCCGCCGAGAGGGCCUUCCAGGAGGGCAUCAAGAAGGCCAAGCUGGUCCUGCGCCGCGUGCCGCUGGGAACGGACCGCAACCACAACAGGUACUGGCUCUUCUCUGAUGUGGUUCCCGGGCUGUACAUAGAGAAGGGCUGGGUGCACGAGAGCAUCGACUACAGCUUCAGUCUGCCCCCCGAGGAGGUGAAGAAAGAGGAGGCGGAGCCCGAGGCGCCGGCAGAGGCGGAGAAGGAGGAAGAGUGCGAUGGGGAGAACAGCCUGAGCGAUGAAGGUCAGCAGGGAGCGCUGGCUGUCCCGGAGACCCCCAUCGAAACGACCACCCCAAAACAGGGGCAGAACCUCUGGUUUGUGUGUGACACGCCGCGGGAGCUGGAGGAGCUGAUGGAGAGCCUGCACCCGCAGGGGGUGAGAGAGAGCGUGCUCAAGACCAAGCUGCAGUACAGGUACCAGGACAUCCUGCACUCCAUCCACCUGGCGCGCAAGACCAACCUGGGCCUGAAGACCUGCGACGGCCACCAGGAGCUGCUCAAGUACCUGCGCAGCGACAUCAUCGAGGUGGCGUCCCGCCUGCAGAAGGGCGGCCUGGGGUACAUGGACGACACCUCGGAGUUUGAGGAGCGGGUGCGUUCCCUGGAGAACCUGAAGGAUUUCGGGGAGUGCGUGAUAGCCCUGCAGGAGAGCGUGAUCCAGAAGUUCCUGCAGGGCUUCAUGGCGCCCAAGCAGAAGAAGAAGAAGCCGAGCGGGGAGGAGAGCAGCAAGGCCGAGGAGGUGGACGAGGAGAAGAGGCUGGCGGCGGAGGCCAAGGUGGCGACGGCGGUGGAGAAGUGGAAGAGCGCCAUACGGGAGGCGCAGACGUUCUCCCGCAUGCACGUGCUGCUGGGCAUGCUGGACGCCUGCAUCAAGUGGGACAUGUCCGCGGAGAACGCGCGCUGCAAGGUCUGCCGCAAGAAAGGAGAAGAUGACAAGCUGAUCCUGUGUGACGAGUGCAACAAAGCCUUCCACCUGUUCUGCCUCCGCCCCGCGCUCUACUCCAUCCCCGAGGGGGAGUGGCUGUGCCCCGCCUGCCAGCCCGCGGUGGCCCGCCGAUGCACCAGGGGGCGAAACUAUAAUGAAGACUCUGAGGAAGAGGAAGAUUCAGAGGAGGAAGAGGAAUCAGAUGAGGAAGAGGAAGAUGAGGAGGACGAGGAGAAUAACGAUGACAAUGAAUUUGGACACUAUUUGAGAUCGCGGAAGGCUAGCAAGGGCAAGCGCCCGUCCUCACGCCCCAAACCCGCCCCCAAGGCGCCCCCCAAGAAGGCCACCCCCCCGAGUUCCAGGGCCGGCCGGCAGAAGGGGUCCCCCGGGAGCCCCCCCGACAGCGAGGAGCCGCCCAGCUCCAGGCGCCGGGUGAGCAGACAGGAGCAGGACCUGGGGAAGUGCGAGGAGGUCCUCAACAAACUGAUCAAGUUCCGCUACAGCUGGCCUUUCAGGGAGCCGGUGUCUGUGGAGGAGGCGGAGGACUACCUGGACAUCAUCUCCAACCCCAUGGACUUCCAGACCAUGCAGCGCAAGUUCUCCGAGGGCCAGUACCGGCACAGCAGCGACUUCCUGGAGGACAUGAAGCUGGUCUUCUCCAACGCCGAGGAGUACAACCAGCCCGGCAGCGCCGUGCUGGGCUACAUGGCCAAGACCGAGCAGCACCUCGUGGAGCUGCUGCACCGGCUGGCCCCGGGCCUGGGCUACCUGCGCCGCCGCGCCCGCAAGUGGGCGGAGCCAGAGCCCCGCCCGCAGAACGGCAAGCGGAAACGGACCGCCAAGCGGGACGAGGAGGAGGAGGAGGAAGAAGAGGAAGAGGAGGAGGGGGGCAGGCGCCAUAGCGCGCGGAGCAGGAGGCAGAAGUACGAGGAGAGCGAGGAAGAUGAGGAGCAGGAGGAGGAGGAGGAGGAUGGGGGGGGCCGCCCGCGGAGGACGAGCAGGCGCACGGCCGCAGGCUCCGCCCCCCGCGGUUACCGCGAGCAGGAGAGCGACAGCGAGCGCGAGGAGGCGGAGAGCAGGCGGGCGGGGCGGCGGCGGAGGCGGAGGGGGAGGGGGGGAGCGGGCGACGGGGAGCACAGCGACGAGGACAGGGCGGGGCCGCGGCACUCCAAACGCCAGCGACUGUCCCGCUGAGGAGCGUCCCGCGGAGAGAGGGGCGCGGCCGGCGUCCCUGUCCUUUCCGACGCUCGUUCAGGAACUCUAUCUGCUUUCGCUCUAAACGGACACCUCCAGGGCCCCGCCCCCUGCCCCUGCCCCUCCCCCAGAUUAUCAGACUUCAUUUUAUGUUCAUAUUUUGAGAAAAAAAAAAUUUGGUAUUUGUAAGGUGUUUAUUACUGGUGAAAAUAUUUUCAAAUAAGAGAAGAAAAAAAAAAGUAUGUUUUAGUAUUGAAGAUUUUGAGCUCUUAUAGGAUUUAAUUUGAGAACUGUUAUCAGUGCGAUUAAAAGCGGAACUCUUUGCAGUUUUA